Molecule: messenger RNA, 3040 nt
Organism: Opisthorchis viverrini
Lineage: Eukaryota; Metazoa; Platyhelminthes; Trematoda; Opisthorchiida; Opisthorchiidae
Exons: 16
Coding region: 65-3040 (991 amino acids)
Biological process (GO): mitochondrial fission
Cellular component (GO): cytoplasm; microtubule; membrane
Molecular function (GO): microtubule binding; GTP binding; GTPase activity
Source: RefSeq, a predicted model, not a curated record
GUUUGAACCAACCCAUCUACGUUGCACUCACUUAUAGGCAAUUUUGUUGCCAGGAUUUUUCCAAAUGGAGUCCCUCAUUCCAGUUAUCAACAAAUUACAAGAUGUGUUUAACACCGUGGGCACGGAGACCAUACAUCUACCUCAGAUAGCUGUCCUAGGAACACAAAGCUCCGGUAAAAGUUCAGUUCUUGAGAACCUGGUCGGUCGAGACUUUUUGCCUCGAGGUCCCGGAAUCGUGACGAGGCGGCCUCUUGUAUUGCAACUUGUAUAUGUGGAUGAGUCGGACACCAACACGCGAAUAGCUGAUGGGGAUGGAAGAUCACUUGAAUGGGCGCGGUUUCUUCAUCGCAAAGAUAUAUUCACUAAUUUCGAGGAUGUUCGGAAGGAAAUCAAAGAAGAAACAGAGCGUGCUGCAGGGUCUGGAAAGGGUAUUAGCAGUGAACCAAUCAACCUGAAAAUCUACAGUCCCAAAGUCCUGAAUCUCACUCUUGUUGACCUACCUGGAAUUACCAAAGUCCCGGUCGCGGAUCAGCCAGAGGAUAUUGAAACACUGAUCAAUCAGUUAUGUCUACAGUAUGUACAGAAUCCGAACUGUAUCAUUCUGGCUGUUACGCCGGCAAACACGGAUAUGGCGACCAGUGAAGGUUUGAAGUUGGCCAAAAUGGUGGAUCCAGAUGGUCGACGCACUUUAUGCAUUCUCACCAAGUUGGAUUUGAUGGAUCAAGGUACGGAUGCGCAUGAUUUACUGCUCGGACGAGUAGUCCCCGUGAAGCUGGGUAUCAUCGGCGUUGUCAACCGAUCUCAGGCCGAUAUCAAUUCCGGCAAGACCAUUGAAGAAGCCCUUCAGAACGAAGCCAGUUUCCUCCAGAGGCGGUACCCAUCGUUAGCCAGCCGCAAUGGUACCCCAUGUUUGGCGCGGACACUAAAUCGCCUGCUUAUGCAUCAUAUUCGAGAUUGCCUGCCGGAGUUGAAAACGCGCGUUAACGUAAUGGCGGCCCAAUUUCAAAACUUAUUGAACACGUUUGGUGAUGAGGUUGAAGACAAGGGCCAAUUGCUUCUACAGAUCAUCACCAAGUUCAACACUGCCUAUUGCAACACAAUCGAUGGCGUGGCCAAAGAUAUCGAAACCACUGAGCUUUGUGGGGGUGCUCGGAUAUGCUACAUUUUCCACGAGACAUUCUACCGGACGUUGAGCCGCAUUGAUCCUCUUGGGGGUCUGUCCACUCUGGACAUCCUCACAGCCAUCCGCAACGCCACCGGUCCACGACCAGCACUGUUUGUUCCUGAGGUCUCCUUCGAACUGUUGGUCAAACGCCAGAUUCGUCGACUUGAGGAACCCAGUCUGAGAUGUGUGGAACUGGUACAUGAAGAAAUGCAACGCAUCAUACAGCACUGUGGAGCUCAGCAGGAGCUCCUUCGAUUCCCAAAACUACAUGAGCGUAUUGUGGACGUGGUCACGUCUGUGUUACGCCAUCGCCUCCAACCGACCAAUCAAAUGGUGACCAAUCUGGUUUCCAUUGAACUGGCCUAUGUGAAUACAAGGCAUCCAGACUUCUCCGAGGUGCUUAGUUUACAUAGGCAACAGGCGCCCGGAUUGGACAACCUGGCCAUUGGAGACUCCAACCCAUUUUCUGGACCACUAAACCCUUCAGCACCUACCCCACGUCGACCAGUUGGAGCUAAUCCUCAAGCGGAUCUUAGCGCACUGUCCUCUCUCAACGGACCGCUUAGUGCGGAUACGCGGAUGAGUUCGCCAUCACGUGACGCAUCGGGAGAUGUCCAGAAGGGUUUGGUACUUACCCCAGAUAUUCAAACCGAAGUUCAGCAGCACAAACUAACCCCGAACGAGCGCCAUGACUGUGAAAUAAUUGGUCGUUUGAUUCGGUCGUACUUUUUGAUCGUGCGAAAGAACAUACAAGACACCGUCCCUAAGGCUAUCAUGCAUUUCUUGGUCAACUAUGUGAAGGACAACUUGCAAUCAGAACUGGUUAGUAAAUUGUAUCGACAGGAGGAGUACGAUACCCUACUCCAAGAAAGCGACCGAGUUGCCCAAAGACGUAGAGAAGCGGCGGAUAUGUUAAAGGCCUUGCAGAAAGCUAGCCAAAUCAUCGGCGAAAUACGGGAGACACACCUAUGGGCCAAUGCAACGCGUGUAUCCACAAUGAAAGACACCUAUUUGAGAGAUCGUCCGUGGUUCGAACGCGACUUCUUCAACUCGACUUCCUAUCUUGGCUUGGGCAGUAUCUCAGCCCUCGUGUUUCCUUUGGGUGGCAUAGCAGUUAGGCACCGAAAGCGUGCUACAGCUGAACUGUUACUGUUACAAACAGACUUAAGAGAGGUCGCAAACAAAACCCAACUCCAGAAUUUCUGUAGCACUUUUGCGGUGCUUAGCUGCCACGCCACCCGAAGGUUGCACGAAGGCUGGGAUACUGCCAGGUUGCCCAAGCUUAGACAGGGGAAGUUGAGAGGCAGAGGUCGAUUACACCCAUCCAGGAGGCGCGAAUUUACUGAUUGGAAGGUCCGUGGGUCGAACCCGACCUCUGCCACUCGACUUCCCCUGUCUAGGCUUGGGCAACCUGGCAGUAUCCCAGCCCUCGUGCUUCCUUCGUAUGGCAUGGCAGCUAAGCACCGAAAGGGUGCUACAGCUGAACGAUUCAGGAUACAGCGCUAUCCCAGCCCACGUACAACCAUGACACUGACACCUAACAAUACUCUCACGCCACAUCAGCCGUCGCGUGUUGCCACCAGCUGGGUCGCCUUGUUUGCUGCAUACAUGAGGGCGGAUAAGCGAAAAAGUGCUUCCGCUGACGCGACCCUUCUUAUACUUUCACGUUUGCGCUCUUCUAUCCUACCCCACACAGAUAUGAGUAGCCUCUCCGCAGGUCUCAGUAUUACGGUUGACCGCUUCGCAUGCCAUGCACCACACUCAACUGUAGCUUCUUCAGUAAUAAACCUAAACACUUCGAAGUCUGUUUUCAAACCCCGAAAGCCUGUAUACUUAGCCGACUUUAUUGUUCACACACUGAAACAAACAGAAUGA